AUGGGUAUGCUCUUUCAUCAACAGAAAUUCUGGAAAACGCGAUUCGAUAUCAAUGGAGAACGUGGAUUUUUAAGCUAUCUCGUGAAGGAGCAUCAGAAUAGGGAUGUUGACUGGCGACUGCUAUAUCACAGUACAUGUACACUCCGAUGCAGUCGGCUUUUCGACAUAACGAUCCGACUUUGGGAGACCAACCGAUGGAUAAGAGAGGCUGUGAUACACAAGUCCAGAGGCCCAUUCGCAUCAUUCAUGGGCUUUGGCGGACGUGCAUUGCAGUACUAUCAUAAUACCAUGUGGCCGGAGACCAACUAUCGACAAACCGUCAAGAUCCCACCCGAUUUGAUAAAGAUCGGAGUUUCGGCAUUUGCAGAUUUUGGCGACCAGGUGGUUACCAUCCGAGGCCUGGAAUUGAUCCGGGCCAGCGGGCCGAGCAUCCUUCUAGGGGCAAAAAUUCCGGGAUCGUUGGUGAUUGUGGAAGAAGUCGAUGAUCACGGUGGUGGCCGACCCGAUUGGGCUGAUGAUCAUGACACGAAUUACCGCUUCCCGGGAGCUGAGGUGAUAUUAGACGCGCAAGAACUACGGGGUUUCAUGAUCACGAACACCGUGAAUGGGCAGCUAACCCAUUUUCAAUUGAUCCGAAAAAACGGUUUCUCGGCGCCUAUUGGUGUCGAUUUCCUCAAUGGCGCUAAUUACGUAUUCCAAAUGGAUGAGAUUGUCAACUUGGUUGUGGAGUUUGACGUGAAUAUGGGUCUCAGACAAUUGGGCAUUGAGGGUUUUGGGAGUAAUCCGAAGGCAAAAGAAUGGGAGAGGGAUGGCUAUUACAAGUCCCUGUAUACUGAUGCUGAUGAGGAUGAUGACGACGACCUGCAAGAGGAGGGCGACAACAACGACUACACCGACGACGAUGAGGAGGAGGAUGAAUGA
Molecule: messenger RNA, 921 nt
Organism: Aspergillus luchuensis
Lineage: Eukaryota; Fungi; Ascomycota; Eurotiomycetes; Eurotiales; Aspergillaceae
Exons: 2
Coding region: 1-921 (306 amino acids)
Source: RefSeq, a predicted model, not a curated record